Molecule: messenger RNA, 510 nt
Organism: Racocetra persica
Lineage: Eukaryota; Fungi; Glomeromycota; Glomeromycetes; Diversisporales; Gigasporaceae
Source: the annotation of a GenBank genome assembly
AUGUUAGACUCGAAUAUAUCAAAAAACGACUUAUCAAACAUUUGCCUUAGUUUAGGCAUAUCCACUGAAGGGAAUAAAGCAGACCUUGUACAAAGGUUAAAAGAAUACCAGACAAAUGGAUCCCAUGAGAAUAAUGUGGAUGGAAUGAAGUUCACAAACGAUAAGGCUGAUGAUGAAUCAGUAAUAUCUGACUAUCAUACUGAAACCACUGAAAUAUUAAGCCCUGAAACACAAAUGUUAAGAGAAUUACUUCAGAAGAACAAGCGCCCAUUACAUGCUGCGCCAUUAUCGCUUUCUCCCCAAGAUGCAGAAGAAACAACUGACCACCCACAGCAGACAAAUAAGACGGUUAAAAAAUGGAAAUUACAAGCUGGAGAGGAAGAUAAUUCUAACUCAUUAAUUGAGAAAGUAUUAUCAGGGUUCCAAAAAUUAGAGAAUGCUAUGCUGAGCUUUGAUGACAAAUUGAAUACAAUGGCACACCAAGUCCAGGAGACACGUAAUAAAGCAGAG